GACAGUUCUUUCUGCUAGCCAGCUAUUGUCAAUGUUGUCUGUUGUUUUCUAGAUAGUACAAAAUGGCGUAUCUCCAAACCGAAGUUCUUGGACAUACCCAGAAAGUAUGUAGACUUUACAAACGAGCUGUGAGACUCAUCCAAGAAUGUGCACCUAAUAGGGUUGCCUUUCGGUACAACGCCGUAUUGCUGAGGCAAAAAUUUGACGAAAAUCGUAGCCUAACGGAUGCCCUGAAAGUGCAAACUCUCAUCGCAAAUGCGGAGGAGGAAUUGUUUCAAAAGCAACACACACACCCGCUUAAAUUUGCUGAAUCACCUGGUGGGUCUGCCUAUGGAAGAGAACUCAGAUCUCCCGACUGGGUGCUGGACUAUUGGAGCCAUGAUGAGAAAGCUCAAUAUCCUGAGUAUUUUGCUCGUAGAGAAGAGCUCAAAAAAGAGUAUGUAGCCUACUGGGAGAAGAAAUUUGGCAAAGCUGAGGAGCCCCAUCAUCAUUGAAAAUUUAUUGUUAUGCAAAUUACCAUGUAUAGGCACUUGAAUAGAUAAGAUUUCAGACAGUGA
Daphnia carinata is the source of this 557-nucleotide messenger RNA. It is a transcript of the gene ND-B22, whose product is annotated as NADH dehydrogenase [ubiquinone] 1 beta subcomplex subunit 9-like. The record is from RefSeq and is a predicted model, not a curated record. NCBI's taxonomy places the organism in Eukaryota, Metazoa, Arthropoda, Branchiopoda, Diplostraca, Daphniidae. The transcript has 3 exons. The coding region runs from base 63 to 494 and encodes 143 amino acids. Gene Ontology annotation, biological process: mitochondrial electron transport, NADH to ubiquinone.